AUGAUUCAGAAGGAUGAGUAUUUCUACGGGGGCUCAGAGCCGGUCUACCCCUCUCCGGAAAUGACUGGUUCUGGGGAGUGGAAAGAGGCUUUCAAUAGAGCCAAGGAGUUUGUGGGCAAAAUGACACUUGAUGAGAAGAUCAGCCUCACUUCAGGAACCAACUCCGAGACCUCUUGCCCUGGCUUCUUGCCUGCCAUCUCACGCCUAAAAUUCCCGGGUAUGUGUCUGGCUGAUGCUGGACAGGGUGUCAGAGGAACAGAUUUUGUUAGCAGCUGGCCGAGUGGCAUUCAUGUUGGGGCCAGCUGGAACAAGGAACUCACUCUGGCAAGGGGCAAAGGUAUGGGUGGUGAGUUCAGAACGAAGGGCGUCAACAUUCUUCUGGGACCUGUAGUUGGGCCAGCUGGACGGGUUGUCAGUGGUGGAAGAAAUUGGGAGGGCUUUGCCAGUGACCCUUAUCUGUCCGGCGUGUUGGUUGGUGAGACUGUCAAGGGGAUUCAGGGAGUUGGGGUUGUCGCCAGCACAAAGCAUUUCAUUGCCAAUGAGCAAGAGACCAAUAGAAACCCCAACAACGGUGUGGAGGCUGUCUCGUCAAAUAUAGAUGACAGAACUAUGCACGAGAUUUACUUGUGGCCCUUCCAGGAUGCCGUACGCGCCGGAACGGGAAGCAUCAUGUGCUCCUACCAGAGGGUCAACAACUCGUACGGCUGCGCAAACAGCAAGACGCAAAAUGGACUGCUCAAGACUGAACUUGGGUUUCAGGGUGGCGUUGUGAGCGACUGGGGAGCUCAGCACGCCGGGGUUGCCACAGCUGAAGCAGGCAUGGAUAUGGCUAUGCCAAAUGGCGGUGACUUUUGGGGCUCACAUCUCGAAGACGCCAUCAAAAAUGGAACGGUGCCCGAAAGUAGGCUAGACGAUAUGGUCCUCAGAACAAUCGCUUCUUGGUAUCAAAUGGGCCAGGACAAUGACUUUCCUACGCCAGGUGUCGGUAUGCCCAAGGACCUCACCAAGCCACAUCGCAUUAUCGAUGCAAGAAACUCUUCCUUCAAAUCCACUCUAUUUGAUGGUGCGGUUGAAGGUCACGUCCUGGUCAAAAACAUCCGCAAUGCCUUGCCGCUCAAGAGCCCCAAACUGCUGUCUAUUUACGGCUACUCCGCCAAGAACCCCGACGAAAACAACCCAACAGAUGGCCUCUCUCCCUGGCUGAUGGGAUCGGGAUCCUUUGACUACCAGGAGUUUGGUGCAGGCUUCUUUGGCUGGUCAGGCGCAACACCAGGAACGACAGGCAUUGCUUUUAACGGAACACUGUACUCUGGUGGCGGAUCAGGGGCAACAUCUCAGUCUCUUGCCAUUUCACCGUAUGACGCCAUCCUUCAGCAAGCCUACGAGGACGAUACAGCCCUCUUCUGGGACUUCCACAACGGCAAGCCGGCAGUGGAUCCUGUCUCCAGCGCGUGUCUGGUAUUCGGUAACGUCUGGGCUGCAGAAGGCGCAGAUAGACCUGGCCUUCGAGACGAUUACACCGACGAGCUGAUCCUCCACGUCGCCAGCCAGUGCAACAACACUGUUGUGGUUUUCCAUAAUGCUGGUAUAAGACUCGUUGAAGAAUUUAUCGGCCACCCCAACGUCACAGCAGUGAUCUUUGCCCAUCUCCCAGGACAAGCAUCCGGGAAGGCGUUGGCAUCUAUCCUCUAUGGAAAGGAGAACCCUUCAGGUAAACUGCCUUAUACUGUUGCGCGCAACGAAGACGACUAUGGAGUCAUGCUCAGGCCUGACAAGCCGGAGGGCAUCUUCAAGUAUUUCCCUCAGAGCAACUUUACCGAGGGUGUGUUUGUCGAUUACAGGCACUUUGACGAAAACAAGAUCAAGCCUAGGUUUGAGUUUGGGUUUGGCCUGAGUUACACUACCUUUGGGUAUUCCAAUCUUGCUGUUGAGAAGGAUGGCAACAGAAGCUUUGAGGAGUUUCCCAAGGGGAAGACUGUAGAGGGUGGUCAGGAGGACUUGUGGGAUGCACUGGUUAGAGUGGAGGCUGAGGUUGAGAACAAGGGGGAGGUGGAGGGGAAGGAGGUUGCGCAGUUGUAUUUGGGGAUUCCGGGGACGAGAGAGGAAAAGGUACCUAUGAGGCAGUUAAGGGGGUUUGAGAAAGUGUUGGUUGGGGUGGGGGAGACGAAGAAGGUGGUGUUUGAGCUGACGAGGAGGGAUUUGAGUGUCUGGGAUGUGAGGGCGCAGAAGUGGAGGUUGGGGAAGGGGGAGUAUAACGUCGAGGUUGGGGGGAGUAGUAGGAAUUUGCCUUUGUCUGGGAAGUUCACUGUGUAA
Molecule: messenger RNA, 2313 nt
Organism: Podospora anserina S mat+
Lineage: Eukaryota; Fungi; Ascomycota; Sordariomycetes; Sordariales; Podosporaceae
Exons: 6
Coding region: 1-2313 (770 amino acids)
Biological process (GO): glucan catabolic process
Molecular function (GO): beta-glucosidase activity
Source: RefSeq, a predicted model, not a curated record